This is a messenger RNA of Rotaria sordida, 312 nucleotides long. The record is from the annotation of a GenBank genome assembly. Lineage: Eukaryota; Metazoa; Rotifera; Eurotatoria; Philodinida; Philodinidae.
AUGCAUCAAAAAGUGGAAUUUAUUGGUCAUAAAUAUCAUAAUGCCUUAGCACAAUUAGCAGAAGUGCCUGGUAUUGCAAUUAGUGGUGGAGGUUUCACAUUAGAUUGGUAUCAAUUUUAUUUUACAUUACCAUUUAGAUUAGUAUCAUUAAUAACAGGACAAUUAUUAUAUAAUUUAUAUGUUUAUUAUUUAUGUUUACUAAUCGAACAAUCAUUAUCGGUACAAAUAUCAGCUAAACAAAUCGAUACAUUUGUAGGUCUUGAUUAUAUUAUUUUUGUUCAAAGAUCAGUUUUAAUUCAAGAUAUGAAAUAA